Molecule: messenger RNA, 939 nt
Organism: Arabidopsis arenosa
Lineage: Eukaryota; Viridiplantae; Streptophyta; Magnoliopsida; Brassicales; Brassicaceae
Source: the annotation of a GenBank genome assembly
ACACCAGACAUUUUGAAAUCUCAACAAGAACCAAAAAAAAACAUUCUUAAUAAAUCUCUCUCUGUUAUGUCGAUGACGGCGGACUCUCAAUCAGACUACGCUUUUCUUGAGUCCAUACGACGACACUUACUAGGAGAAUCGGAGGCGCGACUCAGUGAGUCGAUAGCGAGUUCGGUGACUCAAUCUUGUGUAACCGGUCAGAGCGUUAAACCGGUGUACGGACGAAACCCUAGCUUCAGCAAAUUGUAUCCUUGCUUCACCGAGAGCUGGGGAGAUUUGCCGUUGAAAGAAAACGAUUCUGAGGAUAUGUUAGUUUACGGUAUCCUCAACGACGCUUUUCACGGCGGUUGGGAACCGUCUUCUUCAUCUUCUGACGAAGAUCGUAGCUCUUUUCCGGUGGUUAAGAUCGAGACUCCGGAGAUUUUCGCGGCGGUGGAUUCUGUUCCGGUGAAGAAGGAGACGACUAGUCCGGUUUUGGCGGUGACGGCGGCGAAGGGAAAGCAUUAUAGAGGAGUGAGACAAAGGCCGUGGGGGAAAUUUGCGGCGGAGAUUCGAGAUCCGGCGAAGAACGGAGCUAGGGUUUGGUUAGGGACUUUUGAGACGGCGGAGGACGCGGCGUUAGCUUACGACAGAGCUGCUUUCAGGAUGCGUGGUUCCCGCGCUUUGUUGAAUUUUCCAUUGAGAGUUAAUUCAGGAGAACCCGACCCGGUUCGGAUCAAGUCCAAGAGAUCUUCUUCUUCUUCUUCUUCCGAAAACGGAGCUCCGAAGAAGAGGAGAACGGUGGCCGCCGGUGGUGGGACGGAUAAGGGAUUGACGGUGAAGUGCGAGAUUGUUGAAGUUACACGUGGCGACCAUUUAUUGGUUUUAUAAUUUUGAUUUUUCUUUGUUGGAUUAUUAUUCUUCAAAAAGGAAGAACGUUAAUAAGAAAUUCGUUUAUUA